AUGGCCGGAAUCGGACCUUUAACUCAAGACUGGGAACCGGUGGUUAUACGAAAGAAAGCCCCAAGCGCCGCCGCCAAGAAGGAUGAGAAAGUUGUCAACGCCGCCCGUCGAGCCGGCGCCGAGAUCGAAUCCAUCAAAAAAUCAAAUGCUGGGACGAACAGGGCAGCAUCAAGUAGUACUUCUUUGAACACAAGGAAGCUCGAUGAUGAAACUGAAAAUCUUGCUCAUGAGAGAGUGCCAACUGAACUGAAGAAAGCCAUCAUGCAGGCUCGAAUGGAUAAGAAACUUACCCAGGCUCAACUUGCUCAGAUGAUCAAUGAGAAGCCCCAGAUCAUACAAGAGUAUGAAUCUGGAAAAGCCAUUCCGAAUCAACAGAUAAUUGGUAAACUGGAGAGGGCUCUUGGUACAAAGCUGCGAGGGAAGAAGUGAGGGGGUUCAUGUAGAAACAUCAAACAGAAGUCAAAUAUCGUCCAGUUUCUUGAGUCCUAAGUCUUGUUGGUGUAAAUGAAUGUUUUCUACUAUUGUUAUGGGUUACUUGUAAGAACAGUAUCUUUGACUUUGUGUGAUGACUAUGACCAUGGAAUGGUGUGUGUUCUUUAACUGUUACGUUUGGAAUCUGGUUGUCAAGUAAAAUAAAGUUAGAUGAAAUAAAAUCUUUUCUUGAUUAUUGGUA
Durio zibethinus is the source of this 673-nucleotide messenger RNA. Its product is annotated as multiprotein-bridging factor 1a. Gene Ontology annotation, molecular function: DNA binding. Gene Ontology annotation, cellular component: nucleus. The record is from RefSeq and is a predicted model, not a curated record. Lineage: Eukaryota; Viridiplantae; Streptophyta; Magnoliopsida; Malvales; Malvaceae.